UCCAUUUUCAUUGAAGAUCACAUGUUGUAUGACAAUCCCUAGUGUUGCAAACUAAAAUUCUAAUGUAAUUUUUUGUAUUUUUUCCUUUUUUCUCUUUCCGUUGUAGUUAUGUGAACGUGUGUAUCAUCUUUUGAAGUUCUAAUUCAAAAGAAAAACUCGAGCGGAACCCGGAACAAAAGCUAAACGAAGGGGACCAUUUAGUUAGUGACACCGUUGCCGGGCAAAUGCCUCUUUCUGUGUUUUAUAGAAUUUCCGAACCUUUAAUCGUUAAUGUGAGAUUGACCGUCAGCUGGAUAAACGUACAUGUUGGAUGUAAGAGGUAAUAAGAGGCCAACGACGGACAGCGAACACACAGAUGAAGAAACAGAACCGUUUUCCAAUAAUUCUCCUGUUUUAUUUGAUCUUUGCUGGCGAUGGAGAGACUCGAGCCUCGAUACCGGAGCGUUUUAGUAAAGACUCUCGCCGCUGACGGCGCCGUGGAUCAUCAUCCGUGACCAGGAAUUCUCCUGCUCCAGGGGUUCGAGUGUCCGUUUGUGAGGAGCGGUUCUUCUUCCUGUUCCUCAGAGAGGGACAGGAUGGAUGCGCGGCACAGGGCGGGGGUGUUCUACAGGGCCAUGCCUGCUGUUGGUGCAGACGGGAAAAGCAUCAUGAAGCUCAUCCCAGUCCAGGUGGCCAAAAGGCGCUUCAACCAAACCCUGCAGGGCCGGCCCCCGUCAGACCUGCAGGAAUCCCCCACCGUGGCUCCUUCUGCUGCUUCACUGCUGCAGAAAUCUGGGGGGGCAGUAAACCCCAGGAUGCCCGGAGCGCUCCCGCUGCAGCUUCCAGUGACUGUGGAGUCCCCCGCCCUCCCUCGAGGUCAGUGCCUGCAGAUCCCCCCCCAUGCUCAGGUGCAGAGAGUCCCUGCAUCCCACCUCCCACCAGAAGUCAAGGAGCAGAUCUUUGCUUCGUUGUCCAGCUCUGGCUUGGCCAGCGUUGUGUAUGUGUCCCCCAUCACCACCGUGGAUCAACGCCCCCCAGGGCCCCCCAGACCAUUUUCCACGGGGUUGCCUCCACUGAAGCCACAUUUAAAACUGAUUCCAAAGGUCUCACAGAGGCCCAGCAGCCCCACCCGAUGGGUCAUUGAAGAGGUUGACUCCCCCCCCGCACAGAACCCUAAAUCCUCCCCUCCCCCGGGGGGGCACCAGCACAUUCAGGAAGACGCGCUGGUGGUCUGCAACGGGAAGGUGUUCUUCGUGGGCCUGAAAAGCAGCUCAGCUGUGAAGACCCCCCCAGAAACCAGCAAGUCCAACAGCCCCCCAAACUGUCAGUUGGCUAAGUGCAGACCUCCCCCCCAGCCAGGAGAGGUGAUUGAUCUAUGUGAGGAUGAGGACCCCGAUGCUGCAGACCCCUCCCAUGAUGAAGACAACGUCAUCUUCGUGUCGUACACUCAUCCCCGCAGCCAGCCUGGUUCAGCCGGAGACCCGACAUCAGAGAAAGAGGGCGGGGGCCGCCUCAGCCCCUGCCGUGUUUCCUCUUCAGGGGGUGGGCGGAGCUUCUCGGUUAGAGACGUUGACAUCAUCUGUUCUUCAGAGGUGACACAUGGGGAUCAGAGGGCCCAGGACCCUCUUUCAGGGGCGGGACCUCCUGCAGAGAAAGAACAGCCGUGUGAAGAUCCAGCCUCCAGGGGGACUCGGGUUCUGGGGCCCAGGGAGAGCGAGCGUCAGCUCCGGAGGAGGUUUGGGAUCCACGCAGAGCUGAGGGUCUGCCUGCAGAAAGUCCACGCAGCUGCAGCACACUUGAAGAGCGAAGAGCCAACAAACCGCCAAAGCCAGGUGGACCCGCCCCAUCUGAACCUUCACAGUCCAAGAGAGGAAGACGGUGCUGCCCCCCUAAAGGAGACCUCGUCCGCUGGGGAGAGCCGCUGCCUGCUCUCAGGAAGCUGCUGCCCUGAAUCCCAGUCUGUGAUUGGCUAUGUGGAGCCCAUAGACGAGGACCUCCCCGAAGUCCCCCCACCCUCCCAGGCUUGUGUGGCUGUCAGCAGGAGGAUUGGGCGGACCAGGAAGCGCACCACAUGUCCUUGUUGCAUCCCUGUGGCCCUGCUGCCUCGUGGGAAGUCUUGCCUAGAAGAGGGUGAGGGGGGGCACCCACAGCAACACAAAUAAGGGCUCCAACAAGAGAUGGAAGAAGCUUAUGAGGAUCAGCUGUGUGACAGCAAGCUGAGCACGUGGGAGUGGUUGAGUGUGUUGUUACCUGAAGACGGAUUCCUCCUCUUCCUUGUUUUCUUUACAACUUUAUUUUUCCAAAGAGAUCAGGCUUUCUUUGAGAAAAUCCAGGACCGCUGACUCACUGUUCUUCAAAUGUUUCCAUCCAAACUUCAGCACCAACACAAACCUUUACUUACCUUUGACUGACCCCCCUCCCCCCAAGCAGCACAGAAGAGUGUGCAUGAGAGCGUGCACGUCAGGGUAGAAGGUCGCCUUGCCGCGUUGCAGAAGAUGACCCACUACGUUACAAAACCGAGUCCAUCCUGCCCCCCCAGAAGACCCAAACCCCCACCUACUGACCAGGCUCCGUAAGUGAACCUUCGGCAUGUUUUGGGUGAAGGCAGAAUCUGUCAAAGCAGACCAGCAGAGGAUGAAAAAGAACGUGUUGGUUUAUGAACAUGUGUGUGUUUCAACAACAUGGUCUGCUCAGCAGCUGGACUACGACCCGUCAUCUUCUGACCCGUCAUGUUCCAGCUUCUGUUCUAGUUCUGAAAUGCCUCGGUGUGGAUGGGUCGACCCGCAGUCUUUAUUCUGUUUCCUGAAGGCUGUUUUCUUUAGAUUUAUCACUUUUGUUGCUCCAGACCAGAAGACUUGUAACCUCCAUGUUUUUCACCACUUUAAUAAAUACGUUCCAUCAAAUAUGA
Oryzias latipes (Japanese medaka) is the source of this 2887-nucleotide messenger RNA. RefSeq names its product ligand dependent nuclear receptor interacting factor 1 (gene lrif1). Gene Ontology annotation, molecular function: nuclear retinoic acid receptor binding. The record is from RefSeq and is a predicted model, not a curated record. Gene Ontology annotation, biological process: regulation of DNA-templated transcription. Lineage: Eukaryota; Metazoa; Chordata; Actinopteri; Beloniformes; Adrianichthyidae.